This is a messenger RNA of Purpureocillium takamizusanense, 2001 nucleotides long. RefSeq lists its product as uncharacterized. NCBI's taxonomy places the organism in Eukaryota, Fungi, Ascomycota, Sordariomycetes, Hypocreales, Ophiocordycipitaceae. The transcript has 4 exons. The coding region runs from base 259 to 1704 and encodes 481 amino acids. The record is from RefSeq and is a predicted model, not a curated record. Gene Ontology annotation, cellular component: peroxisome. Gene Ontology annotation, molecular function: L-serine:pyruvate transaminase activity; L-alanine:glyoxylate transaminase activity.
GAGCUGCUGUCGGAACUGCAAGGCACUCGCUCCUGUGUGUGUGCCUGCGGGAGGAAUUUCUUGAGUGACCCAGUGCGCUGCGAGGACAAGCGAACAAGCAACCGGGAAGGUACCGCUUGAUCACGACCUGCCUGCUAGCAGCUCGGAGCCUGACGCCGACAGCAGCAGCGCAAACCCCCCUCUGCCCUUCCGGUACUUUGCCUCGGGCCGUCGCCCUGCGCCUUAUAGGUUGGCAUUGGGAACCCCCCGCGAGUGGGGAUGCUUCCGUCACGGGUAGCCGGCGCCAUGCGGCUCGUCUCAGGCUCGUGUCCCGCAGCUCUUGUCCGAUCGGCCCUCGGAGGGCUGCCCCGCCAGCAGCGUCCAGCGUCCUAUGUCUACCCCUCCAUCGCGAGCUCCAGGCCGCUCUCCAACUUACAUCCCCUUCGACAAAAACAACAACGACAACAACAACAUCCCCAUUCACCUUCGAGACCAAGAUUCCAACAGUCCGCGCAGCAGCAGCAGCAACAGCAGCGGCAGCAGCAGCAGCCACACAGGUCGUCUUCCACAAUGUCUUCCCAACCCGCACACCCGACGUUGCUCAUCCCUGGGCCCAUUGAAUUUGACGAUGCCGUCCUCCAGUCCAUGGGCCACUACAGCGAGAGCCAUGUCGCCGCCGGCUUCGUCGCGACUUUUGGCGAGACCCUCACCAUGUUGCGCCAGCUCUUCCAGACCACCAGCCCCGCCUCCCAGCCCUUUGUCCUCAACGGCUCUGGCACCCUCGGCUGGGACCUCGUCGCCGUGAACCUGGUUGAGCCCGGCGAGGAUGCCCUUGUCCUGAGCACCGGCUACUUUGGCGACGGCUUCGCCGACUGCCUGCGCGCCUAUGGCGCCAAUGUCACCAAGCUCGACGGUCCCAUCGGCGGGCGGCCCCAGGUCGCGGACGUGGAGAAGGCCCUCAAGGAGAAAAAGUACAAGAUUCUGACCGUGACGCACGUCGACACCUCCACCGGCGUCCUGAGCGACAUCAAGAGCAUUGCCGCCGCCGUCAAGAAGGUGUCCCCCGAGACCCUCGUCAUCGUCGACGGCGUCUGCAGUGUAGCCUGCGAGGAGCUUGCCUUUGACGACUGGGGCCUCGACGGUGUUGUCACGGCGGGCCAGAAGGCCAUUGGCUGCCCUGCCGGCCAGUCCAUCUCCAUGUUCAGCGGCCGCGCCAUCCAGGUGGUCCAGAACCGCAAGACGGAGCCCGCCACGUACUUUGCUUCCAUGAAGCGGUGGCUGCCGAUCAUGCAAAACUACGAGGCCAAGAAGCCGUCCUACUUCGCCACGCCCUCGCCCCAGCUCGUCCACGCCCUCAACACGGCCCUCAAGCAGAUCCUGGCCAAGCCCCUGUCGGAGCGCUUUAGCAAGCACAUCGAGGUCUCGGACAGGGUCAAGAAGACCGUGACGGACAUGGGUCUCAAGAUCGUCGCGACCAAGCCCGAGGAUCAGUCCCACGCCAUGACGGCCAUCUACCUCCCCGAGGGUGUCGCCAUCCCGGACGUCCUGCCCAAGCUCCUCAGCAAGGGCAUCAUCUUCGCCGGCGGCAUUCACAAGGAGAUUGGCACAAAGUACAUUCGGUUCGGCCACAUGGGCAUCACGGCAGUCGAUCCCCGCCGCAACGAUGUCGACAAGGCUCUCGAGGCGCUCAAGUCUGCGCUGGCCGACUGCGGCUACAAGGCAUAGACGAAGCGGGGAAUUCGCAGAGGAGUGUACAUAAAUAUUUGGACAAGUACCUACUACGUCAACGAAACUCUUAGAGCACGCACUAUAGUGCCGCACCGUGAGGGGGGCCAACUUUGCCCGCAUCUUCUGGCGUGCAAAAGCUUGUGAACCUGUCACCUGCUACGCGGUCACGACGGGCCAGUGAGGUCUCAACUUCUCGGGUGAGGAGGGGUAUUGAGUGGUUGCCGCGGGCAUAAGCGAACCUUGCGGACACCUGAAGGGGAUAGUUGACGAAGUAUACUCGACGCAUUCGUAGCC